AUGCAGGAAAUGUCAGAACUCUACGGGACCAUCUCGAAUCUGGAACUCCUACACAAAAGGACGCAACAGACGACCACCCACGAGAAGUUGAUAGAUGCCAGACGCAAGCUGCGGGACCUCAUCACGCGCAGACAUCACCGCUCCCUACAGUAUUCCAAAAGCUUCUUCUAUACUCACGCAAACAAAGGGGGUAAAUACUUAGCUCGCCUCCUGAAAGGGGAUACCCCGCAAACUAGAGUACACAAAUUACGCCUAGCUGGAGGGAAGACCUCACAGUUCCCGGAAGACAUUGCGAGUGAAUUCCAACGAUACUAUCAACAGCUCUAUAACCUCGCCACACAGACGGAACAGGAAUCAGGGAUAUCCAAAGCCGAACUUACACGGACCUUCCUUCAGGACAAC
This is a messenger RNA of Pelobates cultripes (western spadefoot toad), 402 nucleotides long. The record is from the annotation of a GenBank genome assembly. Lineage: Eukaryota; Metazoa; Chordata; Amphibia; Anura; Pelobatidae.